AGGCCCGGAACUGGCAGGGCCGGCCCGGAGGAGGAGCGGGGAGGAGAGCGCUGGGAUGGCGGCGCCCGCAACGCUGCGGAAGAGCGUGGUGUCCCCCGCGGGCAGGCACACCGCCUCCCUCAUCUUCCUGCACGGCUCAGGUGAUACUGGCCAAGGAGCAAGAGCAUGGAUAAAACAAAUUUUGAAUCAAGACAUGGCUUUCCAACAUAUAAAAGUUAUUUACCCAACGGCUCCUGCCAGGCCAUACACACCUAUGAAGGGAGCCUUUUCCAAUGUGUGGUUUGACAGGUAUAAGAUUUCUAAUGACUGUCCUGAACACAUUGAAAGUGUUGAUUCCAUGUGCCAGCAGCUUACAGACUUGAUCAAUGAUGAGAUUAAGAAUGGCAUUGCAAAGAAUAGGAUACUAAUAGGUGGCUUUUCAAUGGGAGGUGGAAUGGCAAUGCAUGUAGCAUAUAGGUUUCAUCAGGAUCUGGCAGGAGUCUUUGCACUGUCUAGUUUUCUCAAUAAAGACUCUGCUGUUUACCAGGCUUUGAAAAGAAAUGAAAGUGUUCUUCCGGAGUUAUUUCAGUGUCAUGGAACUGCUGAUGACCUAGUUCUCUACUCAUGGGGUGAAGAGACCAACAAGAUGUUAAAGUCACUGGGGGCAUCAGCAUCACUUCAUACUUUUCCAAAUCUCAAUCAUGAGUUAAGCAGAACUGAAAUAGAAAAACUAAAAUCCUGGAUUGAAAAGAAAUUGCCUGUUGAAGCAGCAAAGGCAAAUGAAUAAAAGAAGAUCCAGCCUCAUGUAAUUCUUGAUUUUUGUGGGUUUAAGAUCACAUGUGGGAGGUAUAUGGGUGUCCCAUAUCCAUUAUAUAAGCACAGCUGCAAAGUAGACACUCUUAUCGUCCAUAAAGUUCACCUAAGGGGUAAAAUGAUGGCACUGACUAUUAAAACUCAUUUUAUUAUAUGGGUU
This is a messenger RNA of Neopelma chrysocephalum (saffron-crested tyrant-manakin), 952 nucleotides long. RefSeq names its product lysophospholipase like 1 (gene LYPLAL1). The record is from RefSeq and is a predicted model, not a curated record. Gene Ontology annotation, biological process: protein depalmitoylation. Bases 56 to 766 code for a protein of 236 amino acids. Gene Ontology annotation, molecular function: carboxylic ester hydrolase activity; palmitoyl-(protein) hydrolase activity. NCBI's taxonomy places the organism in Eukaryota, Metazoa, Chordata, Aves, Passeriformes, Pipridae. Gene Ontology annotation, cellular component: cytoplasm. The transcript has 5 exons.